AUGGCAACGGCUAUUAGUAGGGAACAAGAGACUCAAGAACAGAGGGAACAUAGGGAAGAACAAGAUAGAAUGGCAACGGCUAUUAGUAGGGAACAAGAGUCACAACAACAAAGGGAACAUAGACAAGAACAAGAUAGAAUGGCAACGGCUAUUAGUAGGGAACAAGAGACAAAAGAACAAAGGGAACAUAGGCAAGAGCAAGAUAGAAUGGGAACUGCUAUUAGUAGGGAACAAGAGACUCAAGAACAGAGGGAACAUAGGCAAGAACAAGAUAGAAUGGCAACGGCUAUUAGUAGGGAACAAGAGUCACAACAACAAAGGGAAUGCCGACGAGAUCGGAACACAAGAAGAAAUUCAGUUAGGAGGAACCAACUAACUCAGGAUGAACAUCAGACAGAAAAUCGACUACGAGUUUCACGCAGGAAUAGUAGGGUAUCAAAUUCUAUUGGUUUAGAAAACACUGGAUUUAAUUAUAAUAGGGGCAUUGAGUAUAGAAAUUUAGGUAAUGUAGGUGCUUUAACGGAGAUAUGUACUUUUUGUUUAGCUAUGAAAUUUAAGGGGGAAACUAUCGGAAUGUGCUGCAGUCGCGGAAAGGUACGUUUACCAGUUUUAGACCCGCCUCCUGAGCCUCUUUUAACACUGUUGAGGAAUGAUACACCAUCAUCUAGGCACUUCGUUGAUAAUAUUCGCAGGUACAAUAAUGUUUUUCAGAUGACAUCUUUUGGUACAAGUGGAAAUUUCAAUCCGACGGGCUAUAUGCCCACAUUUAAGGUACUUGGGCAAGUGUAUCACAGGAUGGGUUCACUCCUUCCAAGUGAAGGCGAGGAUUUUAAAUUUUUACAAAUUUACUUUAUAGAUAAUCACGAAGAACAAUCUAACCGAAGAUGUCUAGCAGAUUCAAGACUACGAGGCAACAUUAUUAGUUCGUUGCAAAAUAUGUUGCAAAUGUGCAACACGUAUAUUUCAUCUUUUAGAUCUGUUCUGAGAUCCACAGCAGAUGAAGAUUGUAAGGUAAUUAUACAUGCAGAUAGGACACCUGCAAAUGAACAUAACCGUCGAUACAACGCACCAACGUCAAACCAGGUUGGAAUUCUAAUAGUAGGUCAACACUAUGACUCGAGAGACAUAAUAAUAAACAAGAGAUCCACUGGAUUAAUGAGAAUUUCAGAGACACAUCGGUCAUAUGAUGCACUUCAGUACCCAUUAUUAUUUCCGAGAGGAGAGGAUGGGUACAAUUUUAAGGUAAUGCAUUUUAAUCCGUCGACUGGUUUAACUACUACUAAAAAAACCAGUUGUAUGGAAUUUUAUUCUUAUAGGUUGAUGAUAAGAGAGCAGGAAUUCAACAUUCUACAUCGUACAGGCCAGUUAUUUAAUCAGUUUAUUGUAGAUAUGUAUGCGAAAAUAGAGGCAGAGAGACUUCUCUACAUUCGGUUGAAUCAGCGGAAACUGAGAGCAGAAGAGUAUAUACAUCUAAGAGAUGCCAUAAUGAAUGACGGUAAUGUGUCUAAUGUAGGUCAAAUGGUUAUUUUGCCUUCGUCAUUCACGGGAGGACCAAGAUAUAUGCAUGAGCGAACUCAAGAUGCUAUGACAUACGUUAGAAAUUACGGAACUCCGGAUCUGUUUAUCACUUUUACGUGUAAUCCGAAAUGGCCAGAAAUUAGUGAUAACAUAUUUGUAGGACAAAAGGUCGAGUAUAGACAAGACAUCAUAGCACGUGUUUUUAAACAAAAAGUCGAUAAGAUGAUUGAUCUUCUAUGCAAGGGACAGAUUUUUGGGAAGACAAGAUGCCACAUGUAUACAGUAGAGUGGCAAAAAAGAGGUUUACCACAUAUACAUAUAUUAGUAUGGUUAGUAACUAAAAUUAGGCCUACAGAGAUAGACGAUUGCAUACGGGCAGAAUUGCCAAAUCCAAAUGAAGAUAGAGAAUUAUACGAGAUCAUCAAAAGAAAUAUGAUACAUGGUCCGUGUGGCAUAUAUAACAGAACAUCACCGUGUAUGCAAGAUGGUAAGUGUUCUAAAGGGUACCCAAAAAACUUAAUAAUUAACACGCAAACAGGUGAAAAUGGAUUUCCAUUUUACCAGAGAAGGGGAGCAGCUGAAGGAGGAUAUACUGCAACCCUCCACGAAGGAAAAGAAAAUGAAAUAACAGUUGAUAACAGAUGGAUAGUGCCUUAUAAUCCACUAUUAAGUAAGAUUUUUGAUGCACAUAUCAAUGUGGAAUUUUGUAAUUCAAUUAGAUCAAUUAAAUAUGUAUGUAAGUACAUUAAUAAAGGGUCGGAUCAGGCAAUCUUUUCAAUAGAGCAACGUGAUGAGCCAACUUUUUAUCAACAUGGACGCUAUAUCUGCAGUAAUGAAGGAGCAUGGAGAAUUUUUGGAUAUCCGAUUCAUGAAAGAUAUCCAUUGGUUAUGCAUUUAGGGGUUCACCUGGAAAAUGGGCAAAGAAUUUAUUUCACAGAGCAGAAUGCACGCAAUCAAGUUACAAAUGCAAGAAAUUCAACUCUGAUGGCAUUCUUCGAAUUAUGUCGUACAGAUCAAUUUGCAAAGACUAUAUAUUAUGUUGAUGUUCCUAGAUAUUAUACAUGGGAUGUCGCGGGGAAGAGAUUUAAGAGAAGGAUAAGAGGAAAUCCAGUAAAUGGACAUUCAGGAAUUGUAAGUGCAGAUGCAUUGGGUAGAGUAUAUACAGUGCAUCCAAAUAAUUUUGAAUGUUAUUGUGUUAGGUUACUUUUGCACACCGUACGAGGGCCAGAAUCUUUCACUGAUCUACGGACUGUAGAUGGAGUACUCUGCGAAACAUACAGAGAAGCCUGUUUUAAAUUAGGUCUUUUAGAGGAUGAUAAUCACUGGAAUCAGACUUUAACAGAAGCUGAACUUGCAGAUUCCCCAUCGCGACUAAGGUAUUUAUUUACUUUGAUGCUAGCCCAUUGUGGGUUAGCAAAUCCACAACAACUGUGGGAAGGUCACCGAGAAAGCAUGUGUGAAGAUAUAUUAAGAGAGAAGAAUAGAUUGAGUUUCGAUGCAGAGAUUUUCAACAUUGGAUUAAUCAUGAUAGAUAGAUUGCUAAUAUCUAUCGUUGGUAAGAGUGUAGGUGAAUUUGGUUUUAUAAUCAGCGAUAUUCAUAAUAUUAAUUCAUUUGAUGAGCAUUAUAAUUUAGAAGAACUUCGAACAAUAGUGGAAGAAAGAGAACAAAGCUUAACCACUGGCCAGUUGGAGGUAUACAGAGAAAUUAAUCGAGUCAUCCAAGAAGAAAACGGUUCUAUCAUUUUUAUUGAUGCACCGGGUGGAACAGGUAAGACCUAUCUUCUAAAUCUAUUAUUAGCUAAGGUCAGAAGCGAAAAUAAACUAGCUUUAGCAGUUGCAUCUUCUGGAAUUGCUGCAACUCUUUUAGAUGGCGGUCGAACCGCACAUUCGACAUUCAACAUUCCAAAGCCAAUGCCUAGAAAACUAAAUCAAAGUGAAAAGAUCAGAAUUUGCAAGGAUAUACAGUCGGGUCAUAAGGACAAAAUGAUUUGUGAAAGAUUUAACAUCUCUAAAGGAAUGCUAUACCGACUAAAAAAGAAAAGGGAAGGAAUCUUAGCUCAAGGUUUCUCAACAUCCGAAGGGACAAUUGGAUACGAUUUGAAUGCCCAAGUUUACGAGAUUUUUCGUAAUCUCAGGUCGAAAGGUUUCCCAAUUAAUGGGCCAACCUUAAAGCUUAUUGCACGUAAAAUUGCGUAUAGAAAUUCAAAUCAUGAUUUCACUGCUUCUAAUGGAUGGCUUUACAGAUUUAAGAAACAAUUCGAAAUAAAAUUCAGAAUAUUACAUGGCGAAUCACGAUCAGCUGAUAAAGAAGGUGCGGAAAACUUCCGAUCAACUUUCAAUGAUUUGCUUGAAAACUAUGGGGGAGAAAACAUUUUCAACUGUGAUGAAACUGCAUUAUUUUAUAAAGCUGUUUCCAAAAAGAGUUUUGUUGAAAAAAAUGAGUCACACAGCGGACAUAAAAUAAGAAAAGAACGUAUGACACUUCUUUUGUGUUGCAGUUUCACAGAGAAAAAUAUAAACCGCUUAUAA
Octopus sinensis (East Asian common octopus) is the source of this 4047-nucleotide messenger RNA. RefSeq lists its product as uncharacterized. Lineage: Eukaryota; Metazoa; Mollusca; Cephalopoda; Octopoda; Octopodidae. The coding region runs from base 1 to 4047 and encodes 1348 amino acids. The transcript has 2 exons. Gene Ontology annotation, molecular function: DNA helicase activity. The record is from RefSeq and is a predicted model, not a curated record. Gene Ontology annotation, biological process: telomere maintenance; DNA repair.